Molecule: messenger RNA, 1512 nt
Organism: Aspergillus steynii IBT 23096
Lineage: Eukaryota; Fungi; Ascomycota; Eurotiomycetes; Eurotiales; Aspergillaceae
Product: NAD(P)/FAD-dependent oxidoreductase
Exons: 6
Coding region: 1-1509 (502 amino acids)
Molecular function (GO): catalytic activity; FAD binding
Source: RefSeq, a predicted model, not a curated record
AUGCCGAUUCCCGCCGAAUGCACGGUUUUGGUGAUUGGUGGAGGCCCGGGAGGGUCUUAUGCGGCGUCGUUGCUGGCCCGCGAGGGCUUGGAUACGGUCUUGUUGGAGGCUGACGAGUUUCCGCGAUUCCAUGUCGGCGAGAGUAUGCUCCCAUCUAUGCGUCAGUUCCUGCGAUAUAUCGAUCUCGAGUCGAAGUUCAAAGAGCAGGACUUCACUAAGAAGAAUGGCGGUGUGUUCAAGCUCAACUCGAAGCCGAUAGCCUACACGGAUUUCAUCGGCGACGGUGGCUCGGAGAACUAUACUUGGAACUUCCUGCGAUCGGAAUCCGACGAUCUCAUGCUCCGGCAUGCCACCGAGUGUGGCGCAAAGGUUUUCACCGUGACUCGAGUCACGUCUCUACAAUUCGCACCGACCGGCGUCACAGUCAACUCGGUGGAAUCAGUCCCCGAUGUCGUCAGCCAUAGUUUGGGACAGCCGGUCUCUGCAACAUGGGCAUCGGCCGAGGACUGCGGAGCCAUUCGAUACAAGUACUUGAUCGACGCGACAGGAAGGGCCGGGAUCGUGAGCACCAAGUACCUGAAGAACCGGAAGAUGAACACGGCGCUGAAAGACGCCGCGACUUGGGGAUACUGGACUGGAUGCGGUGUGUUCGGCGAGGGCACACGCAUGGAGAACGAUCCAUAUUUCGAGGCCAUCAAAGACGGCAGCGGCUGGGUCUGGGCCAUCCCGUUGAAAGAAAUGAUGUCUAUCGGAGUAGUCAUGAGGCAGGAAAUAGCCGUGAUCAAGAAACGAGAACACGGCCUGUCCUCCUCGCAGGUCUACAUCAACGCCAUCGAACAGGCCCCGGGAAUCCGGAGCCUGCUGCAAAAAGCCGAGUUGGUGUCGGAUCUCCAUUCCACUGCUGACUGGUCCUACAACGCCUCCACAUACGCAAGCCCAUACCUGCGAAUCGUCGGCGACGCAGGAUGCUUCGUCGACCCGCUCUUCUCGUCCGGGGUGCACAUGGCGCUCGUGGGGGCCCUCUCGGCCGGAGUGACCAUCUGCGCCGCCGAGCGAGGCGACUGCGACCAGGCGAUCGCAGCGGAUUGGCAUUCUAAGAAAAUAGCCGAAAGCUAUGCGCGGUUCCUACUGAUUGUCGCCAGCACUCGCAAGCAGAUCUCCAGUUGCGACGACCCCGUGCUGAACGAUGCAGCAGAGGGCAGCUUUGAUCGCGCAUUUCACAUUUUCCAGCCCGUCAUCCAAGGAGCCGUCGACGUCGAAGGCGAGAAGUUCAACCAAGAAGAAAUCGCCAAAGUAUUCGAGUUCUGCGGCGGGGAGGCAUUUAACGCGCAUGAGGAUAUCGAGAAGCUAGCCAACGAGGUCGGAUUACCUCGCGAAACAGUCGAGCGCUAUAGUUCUAUCAUUCUGGAGAAUAACGCGGUGAGUAUCGAUAACUUCGAGAGCGGGACGUUGGAUGGAUGGACGCCGAAUAUGGAGCCAGGAGCGUUGGGAUUGGUUCAUGCCUGCUAGGUG